Spirodela intermedia is the source of this 624-nucleotide messenger RNA. The record is from the annotation of a GenBank genome assembly. Lineage: Eukaryota; Viridiplantae; Streptophyta; Magnoliopsida; Alismatales; Araceae.
AUGGCAGCAGAGAUUAUGGACAGGGGGGACUCCACCUUCGUUGUGACCUUCGACGACGAGUGCGUCCUCGCGAUGGUGACCAGCUCCGGCGACGAGGUCACCGCCUGGCUGACUACCAUCCAGCGCAUCCACCGCUGUUGCCUCCGACGCCUCGUCGUCGGCCUCGACGCCGAGUGGCUCCCCCAGCGCCAACGCGGUGAGCGGAACCCGGUGGCACUCCUCCAGCUCUGCGUCGGCCGCCGCUGCCUCCUCUUCCAAAUCUACCGCGCGGACUAUAUCCCCGCCGCCCUCUUCGAGUUCCUCGCCGACGACCGCUUUACCUUCGUUGGCGUUGGGGUCUCCAUCGACGCUGAAAAUCUGCUCGAAGACUACGAUCUCCUGGUGCGGCGACCGGUGGAGCUGAGCCCCAUGGCGGCGGAGGAGACGGGCAGGCCGGAGCUCCGGCGAGCUGGGCUGGCAGCGCUGGCGAGGGCGGUGAUGAGAAUCGAGUUGAUUAAGCCCAAGAGGGUGACGCUGAGCCGGUGGGACUGCGAGUGGCUCUCUCUGGAGCAGGUGAAGUACGCCUGCAUGGACGCCUUCGUCUCCUUCGAGGUUGGUCGCCGGUUGAUCGCCGGCGAGUUCUGA